Messenger RNA from Brienomyrus brachyistius, 3204 nucleotides. RefSeq names its product phosphatase and actin regulator 3-like. Lineage: Eukaryota; Metazoa; Chordata; Actinopteri; Osteoglossiformes; Mormyridae. Bases 1450 to 2907 code for a protein of 485 amino acids. Gene Ontology annotation, biological process: actin cytoskeleton organization. The transcript is spliced from 12 exons. The record is from RefSeq and is a predicted model, not a curated record. Gene Ontology annotation, molecular function: actin binding.
GUCAGUGUGCCCCUGUUAUGUAGCCCAGUCAGUGUGCCCCCUGUUAUGGAGCCCAGUCAGUGUGCCCCUGUUAUGGAGCCCAAUUAGUGUGCCCCUGUUAUGGAGCCCAGUCAGUGUGCCCCUGUUAUGGAGCCCAGUCAGUGUGCCCCUGUUAUGUAGCCCAGUCAGUGUGCCCCCUGUUAUGGAGCCCAGUCAGUGUGCCCCUGUUAUGGAGCCCAGUCAGUGUGCCCCUGUUAUGUAGCCCAGUCAGUGUGCCCCCUGUUAUGGAGCCCAGUCAGUGUGCCCCUGUUAUGGAGCCCAGUCAGUGUGCCCCUGUUAUGGAGCCCAGUCAGUGUGCCCCUGUUAUGUAGCCCAGUCAGUGUGCCCCUGUUAUGUAGCCCAGUCAGUGUGCCCCUGUUAUGGAGCCCAGUCAGUGUGCCCCUGUUAUGUAGCCCAGUCAGUGUGCCCCUGUUAUGUAGCCCAGUCAGUGUGCCCCUGUUAUGGAGCCCAGUCAGUGUGCCCCUGUUAUGGAGCCCAGUUAGUGUGCCCCCUGUUAUGGAGCCCAGUCAGUGUGCCCCCUGUUAUGGAGCCCAGUCAGUGUGCCCCUGUUACGGAGCCCAGUCAGUGUGCCCCUGUUAUGUAGCCCAGUCAGUGUGCCCCCUGUUAUGGAGCCCAGUCAGUGUGCCCCUGUUAUGGAGCCCAAUUAGUGUGCCCCUGUUAUGGAGCCCAGUCAGUGUGCCCCUGUUAUGGAGCCCAGUCAGUGUGCCCCUGUUAUGUAGCCCAGUCAGUGUGCCCCCUGUUAUGGAGCCCAGUCAGUGUGCCCCUGUUAUGGAGCCCAGUCAGUGUGCCCCUGUUAUGUAGCCCAGUCAGUGUGCCCCCUGUUAUGGAGCCCAGUCAGUGUGCCCCUGUUAUGGAGCCCAGUCAGUGUGCCCCUGUUAUGUAGCCCAGUCAGUGUGCCCCCUGUUAUGGAGCCCAGUCAGUGUGCCCCUGUUAUGGAGCCCAAUUAGUGUGCCCCUGUUAUGGAGCCCAGUCAGUGUGCCCCUGUUAUGGAGCCCAGUCAGUGUGCCCCUGUUAUGUAGCCCAGUCAGUGUGCCCCCUUUAUGGAGCCCAAUUAGUGUGCCCCUGUUAUGGAGCCCAGUCGGUGUGCCCCUGUUAUGUAGCCCAGUCAUUGUGCCCCUGUUACGUAGCCCAGUCAGUGUGCCCCUGUUAUGGAGCCCAAUCAGUGUGCCCCUGUUAUGGAGCCCAGUCAGUGUGCCCCUGUUAUGUAGUCCGAUCACUGUGCCCCUGUUAUAGAGCCCAGUGAGUAUGCCCCUAUUAUGGAGCCCAGUCAGUGUGCCCCUGUUAUGGAGCCCAGUCAGUGUGCCCCUGUUAUGUAGCCCAGGCAGUGUGCUCCUGUUAUGGAGCCCAGUCAGUGUGCCCCUGUUAUGUAGCCCCCACAGUAAUGUGGUGUGAUAUGCAGGCUGCUCAGCAAUGGAGCGUCUGUCAUACCGAGCCCCCAGAGUAAUGGGGUGUUUGUUGUUCCCCGCAGCUCUGGGAGGGAAGGCAGCGGCGCGAAAGAGCCAGGAUGAGCUGGUCAGGAAGGGGCUGGCAGAAAUUCUCAAGGCAGACUCUGCACUGGCCUGCGGGACAAGCCCAGAGGAGCCUGGCACUCCCACUCAAGAGCAGUCGGACGGGGAGGAGAGAGAUGAGGAGUCCCUUGUUUCUCAGGUCAAUCUGAAGAACAUGGAGGACCUGGGAUCUGAGGAAGACUCCUGUCCAGUGCGGCAUUCCUCAGAGGAUGAUGAGGUCGCAGUGGAUCAAAGUGACAAUGUGGGUGAAGAAACGGAAAAUGAAAAGGAUGGAACUCCAGCCGACUCCCCUGCCUGUAGCCUUAUUGGAGCGGUUGUGGACCAGGAGAGGGCAGUAGAAGGUGGAGAAGACCCACCCAAUGGAGAUCCCAGCCCCUCUGCACCACCGGCAGUGCCAGUCAAGCUGCUCACGCGGUUGGGAAGUUUGGAAGUAGCUGUACCGGUAGACCCUGGAAAGACCUCGCCCUCCUCGAAGACCUCGAUCCUGCCCAAAGAGACACCGUGGGGCCCUGAAACAGUGCGAGGACAGGGCUCCACACCAACAGGCUCACCCCACCUUGGUGUCCUGCAGCCUCAACUGCCCCCUAGCUGCAUCAUCGAGGAACUGCAUCGAGCCCUGGCCACCAAGCACCGGCAGGACAGUUUCCACAGCAAGGAGAUCCGUUUGUCGCCUAAACGGCGGUCAGAUGGGCGCCUCUCCCGCACUUCCAGCACAGAGAAGGAGUCAGCCGGGGAUGCAGAGAGCAAGAAGGAGUCCGACGAGAACAAGGAGAACCUGCGGCUGGAUGAGUAUUACAGCGACACCUCUGGACUGCUUCAUGACCAGGACAGCUGGAAUGAGUCUGUCAUCUCAGGAACGUUGCCGCGGAGGAUGAGGAAAGAGCUCCUGGCCAUCAAGCUAAGAAACCGACCCAGUAAGCAGGAACUGGAAGAUCGUAAUAUCUUCCCCACGCGCAGCGACCAGGAGAGGCAAGAGAUUCGACAGCAGAUUGAGAUGAAGCUUGCCAAGAGACUAAGCCAGCGCCCGGGUGUAGAAGAACUGGAAAGUCGAAAUAUUCUAAAACAAAGGAAUGACCAAACAGAGCAGGAGGAGAGACGGGAAAUCAAACAGCGGCUUAACAGAAAGCUCAACCAGAGACCCACAGUCGACGAGCUCCGGGAUAGAAAGAUCCUCAUCCGCUUCAGCGACUAUGUUGAAGUGGCCAAAGCUCAGGAUUACGACCGCCGUGCGGACAAGCCCUGGACCAGGCUGUCUGCUGCUGACAAGGCAGCAAUACGGAAGGAGCUGAAUGAAUUCAAAAGCAACGAGAUGGAGGUCCAUGCGUCGAGUAAGCACCUGACAAGGUUCCACAGGCCGUAACGGCGUCUCUUCCAUGAAGAGUGGCUUGAUCCUGUUCCGCCAACGAAGACCUUCAGAGGAUUCUUCAGAGUGGCCCGCCCUGCUCCGCCAAAUAUUUGGGUGCAGUAAAGCCUGGAGGCUGUGUCUCCAUGGGGGGCGCCACUUGAGAGGGCGUAAUACACUAGGAGCUCCACACCUGCUCAGACAGAGGUCUCCUGAAUUUUGCAGAGGAACAGAGUACAGCUCAGACCUUUGUUCGCUCUGUUUGCUCUUUGUCUCCAAGGCCAUUUUUUUGUACGGACUCUAAAGAAUAAAUGA